AUGCAACCUAACUACAGCGAGCUGGUUGCCCAUCAGGCAGGAAAUGGCUUCUCCCUGACUAUACAGCCAGAACUACUGACCAGGACACCAGCAGGGGCUACCGGGGGCUCUGCCAUCCCAGAGACCAGUGAUGAAUUCCGGGUACCUAUUCUCUCCAGCGGGCCCGGGGAGCCCAGUGGCGGAGGAGGAGGAGGGGCGUCAUCCCGUAGGUCCAGAGCCACUUCCAGAACCAGUUCCCACUCCCAUUCACAUGGUGGGGGACACCAGCACUCUCACAGUGAGCCCAGUGAGACGGACCCGGCUGAUGCUGAUCUGGAGUCAGGGGAGCCCAGCACCUCGUUCUCAGAGCUGCGCUACCUCUUCCGCUGGGUUCAGAAGAGUCUUCCUUUCAUAAUCAUCCUCAGUGCUAAACUGGUCAUCCAGCAUGCCCUAGGUAAGUGUCAGGUAAUAAUAACAUAUACAGUAAGGAACAAUCUUCUAUUUAUCUAGUAAGUUUGUCUGACAUCUCUUCCAUGACUUUGUUGCAGGUCUAGCUGUCGGAGUUGGCUUGUUUACAACUUUUCUUUAUGCGAAUAAGAACAUUCAAACCCAAGUCUUUCUUCAGGUAAGUCAUUAACGGAAGAAAAUAUAUAUUCUCAAUUUAUACAUCAGUGCUUUAACAUACUGUACUCAAACCUCAAUCUGCAUUUGAUCGUCCUCCAUGUAUUUCUCCUCAGGAUCGUCGGUCAAGUAUAGAGUGCGUAUGGCUGCUCCUCUUCCUGGCGUCCUCCACACUCCUGCUUUACUACACUUUUCUCACUGAGUCACUUUACUAUUGGUAAGUUUCCCCUUACUUUACAUGCUCACAGUAGACCAGAAUAGAAUAGAAAAAAAAAAAUUCUACACAAUAUAUGGAAAUUUGCCUUUGGCUUCACAGCGUGGUAUGAUUAAUACACAAAACAGACAAACAAUUUAAAAAAUCAGGACUGGGAGCAUAAUACGUCAUCCACAUCCUCUCAUCCAUCUUUCCCUCUCUCUCCUUCUCAGCCUAAUUUUCCUGAGCCCAGCUGUUGAGCCCCUGGGUUUCUGGGAGGUCCUAUGGGCGGUGGGCGUCACCAACUUUAUGCUCAAGUUCUUCUUCAUGGGGUUCAAGUGCCUUAUCCUACUGCUGCCCUCUAACCUGGUGACAUUCAGAGCCCAGGUAAGCAAGGAAGGAUGCUCUCUCUCCCUCUCCAGUUGUUUGAUGAGGCCAGGGUCCAACGUUAA
Coregonus sp. 'balchen' is the source of this 1245-nucleotide messenger RNA. Lineage: Eukaryota; Metazoa; Chordata; Actinopteri; Salmoniformes; Salmonidae. The record is from the annotation of a GenBank genome assembly.